CACUCGCUAAUCCAUAAUCAAGCCAAGCAUUUUUUAAUUGAAAAUUUUAAUACCAUAUAUCUCCUCUUUCACCAACCCCAUCCCCCUCCCUCUAAUUGAAGCAGACCCAAUUCCAGCUACAAAUACCAUUCGAGUGCCUGGUCAUAAUCUGAGACGGUUUUGAAGGCUCGAAAGAUCUCUCUCGCUCUGUCUCUCUGUGCCUUCGCCAUGUCUCCAAGAGAGGCCACUUCAAAUGAUUUCUGUGGACAAGGGAGUUCCAGUGGGACAUUUUCACAUCCAGAGAAUGGUUACAGGGAUUCAUCUUCUGCCUCCGAUUCAGAAAAGGUAGUUUUGGAGUUCCUUCAACAGACAUCUGUGAAGGGAAUGGAUGAACACCUUGUUGAGUUUUCAGAGGCUUUGAGAACUGUUGCAAAGGCAUUAAGACGAGUAGCGGAGGGAAAGGCAUCUGCUCAGGCUGAGGCAGCUGAAUGGAAGCGCAAAUAUGAGUUAGAAAGGACAAGGAGUCUGAUGAAGGAACGUUUAGCAUUUCACUUUGGAGACAAGAAUUGUGAUACCAAGUGUGAGAAGGCAGAUGACAUGUCCAACAUGCUGGAGAACCUAACUGGUGAUCAGCCUGAAAAGUGUUGUGGAAAGCAUGGAAUUUGCUCCCAUGAGGUUCUUAGGGAUGGUGAAAUAGAAUCUGAUUCCAAAGUGGUUCCUGGUAGAGUUACUAGAAAGGCAUCUUUUAAGCUUUCGUGGGGUUGCAAUGGUGAGAAAAAUGGCCAGCACAAGCAUGAUAUUGUCUCUUUUGAAAGAGGAAAUAUAACAACAGCAGAACGCAGCAGUAAGCAGAUUUCCUUGAGGUGGGAAUCACCUCCUCAAACUGUGCUUGUUAUCUCCAAACCAAACUCGGUCUCUGUUCGAAAUUUAUGUGCAGAAAUGGUCAGAUGGCUGAAAMAUCAGAAGAACAUAGAUGUUUUUGUGGAACCACGAGUGAGAACUGAGCUUCUGACAGAUUCCUCCUACAAUUUUUUACAGACUUGGGAAGAUGAUGAGGAAAUACAACUACUGCAUACAAAAGUUGAUCUUGUCAUAAGUCUUGGUGGGGAUGGAACUGUUCUUUGGGCUGCAUCAAUGUUCAAAGGUCCAGUUCCUCCUUUUGUCCCAUUUUCCCUAGGAUCUUUGGGUUUUAUGACUCCAUUUCAAAGUGAACACUACAGAGACUAUCUUGAUGGAAUAAUAAAGGGACCUAUUAGUAUCACAUUACGCCACCGUUUGCAGUGUCAUGUUAUCCGAGACACAGCCAAGGAUGAAUUAGAGACUGAAGAUCCUAUUCUUGUCCUGAAUGAGGUUACUAUAGACCGUGGGAUUUCAUCCUACCUUACAAACCUGGAAUGCUAUUGUGACAACUCUUUUAUGACAUGUGUACAAGGAGAUGGAUUGAUCAUAUCAACAACAUCUGGAAGUACUGCAUACUCAUUGGCUGCUGGUGGAUCAAUGGUCCAUCCACAGAGGAGUUUACAGAGCAUCGCCAUCGUCUGGUCCAUCCUUCAUCUUCGAGCAAGAGGAAAGUACUACAUUGUUGAUUUUGGAUAUGCUAAUGCUCCCGGUUUCUCUGCCCCAUACUCUGGUGAACGAUACCACCUUAGUGAGUUCAAGAGACAUUUCGGUAGAUUUAGAUCAAAGGAAGACCUUUUCAACUGCACUCAUUCUUUACUGUGUAAUGUCAUCAAACGUUUCUUUGGGAUCUUGAAAGUUAUUCAUGCAGAAAUGAUUGAUGGGAUGUUCUUACCAAACUGCUCUUGUGGUAAGGGGAGAUGACACAUAUGGCAAGGACAGAAACUAAUUACGAGCGAUGGUUUUUACAUUGCCCAAUAAGGAGUAACCAUAGGAGUUCAUUUGUAUGAGUAGAUGAAUAUGGUGAAAUUCGCCAUAGAGCACUUAGGGCUAAAGUUAUCCAACAUAGUUUAUCUACCAUACAACCACAACAAAACAAUAGAUAUUUUGCAUUCAUUGCUUGUUGUGGUUGUAACUUAGUUUGUCUUCUAAUUUGGGUUUAGCUAAUAAUUAUCCUCUAGUCUUGGAGCUCAUUAAAUAGGAUGGAUAUGUUAUCAAACUUGAUGGAAAUAUGUUAUUAUCUGAAUUUUAUU
Molecule: messenger RNA, 2129 nt
Organism: Nelumbo nucifera (sacred lotus)
Lineage: Eukaryota; Viridiplantae; Streptophyta; Magnoliopsida; Proteales; Nelumbonaceae
Product: putative NAD kinase 3
Biological process (GO): NAD+ metabolic process; NADP+ biosynthetic process
Molecular function (GO): NAD+ kinase activity
Source: RefSeq, a predicted model, not a curated record